This is a messenger RNA of Myotis lucifugus (little brown bat), 1061 nucleotides long. RefSeq lists its product as uncharacterized. Gene Ontology annotation, biological process: signal transduction. NCBI's taxonomy places the organism in Eukaryota, Metazoa, Chordata, Mammalia, Chiroptera, Vespertilionidae. The coding region runs from base 233 to 901 and encodes 222 amino acids. The transcript has 2 exons. The record is from RefSeq and is a predicted model, not a curated record.
GUGUCGGGGGUUGGGGGGACGGGAGUCACUGGAGGUCGGAGCAGAGGACGGCAGAGAGACCUAUGACUGUCUCUGGGGGACGGGCUGGUGCCAGGCUGGUGGCCGGGGGGGCGGCCAGUGAUCAGACACUGCAUGGAAUUUGAAGGUCGAGAUCCAGCCAGCGGGAUUGACCUGUGGGGGUCCCCACCACACCCCACCACUGGGUAGGGUGCCCCGUGCCACAGUCGCAUGGAUGACCCUCUGUCUGAAGCCGCUGCACUCUGGCCCUUGGGGUGGACACAGCAGGGGCAGCCUCCACCCUGGCAGGCCUGGCACAUUGGUGGCCCCUGGCCGGCCCAUGGCCCCCACCUCCAGGGUUGUCUGGCCCCAGGCUCAUGGGUACUGUUGUGGAGGGGCACUUGGUUGCCCAGGAAGUGUGGGAGGAGGUGGCAGGCCUGUGAGAGGAUGGGGAGUAGGAACAAUUGGGAAAGACCCCUCGUCACUGCAAGGCCUCCCCGGGGAGGUGGCGAGCCCCCCACAGAUGGAGCACCCGGCCAGAGGCUCUCAGUCCCUGUGCGCGGUAUGGGGCGGCUCGGAGGGCCCCUGGCCGCAGCCCCCUGACGGCCUGACCCGCCCGAUCCAGGUGACCAGCCAGGACAAGGCUCCAGCUGUCAUCCGCAAGGCCAUGGACAAGCACCAUCUGGACGAGGAGCAGCCGGAGCAGUAUGAGCUGGUGCAGGUCAUUUCAGACGAGAGAAGAAUGUCGUGGGGAGACAGACAUUCAGUCCGAGGCAGAGGCUGCCGGGGGGCAGCUCGGGACCCUAAACCCCGGGGAAGGGACCGGCAGAGCACAGACUCGGAGGCAGAGGCCGGGGCUCGGGACCCGGUCCAGCUCCCGUGUCCACCUCCCACAGGGACGUAACACAGCCAGGGCGGGGUGCGCAAGAGUAGGCUUACAGUUGUGAGUACACCAAGCACAGCGUUCGUUCUUUUAUUGUUUAAUUACUGUUUUGUUUUCCAUGUGGGCACUGUGAACCUACUUUUGCCCACCCCGGUAUACGCUCCUGGGACAUACGUGUGCC